Messenger RNA from Tauraco erythrolophus (red-crested turaco), 1341 nucleotides. RefSeq names its product cAMP responsive element binding protein 3 (gene CREB3). Gene Ontology annotation, molecular function: RNA polymerase II cis-regulatory region sequence-specific DNA binding; DNA-binding transcription factor activity, RNA polymerase II-specific. Lineage: Eukaryota; Metazoa; Chordata; Aves; Musophagiformes; Musophagidae. The record is from RefSeq and is a predicted model, not a curated record. Gene Ontology annotation, cellular component: nucleus. Gene Ontology annotation, biological process: regulation of transcription by RNA polymerase II.
AUGUCGCACUCAGAGGAACUGGCUGUCCUGACAGAUGAUAACCUGGUUGACUUCCUUCUGAAGUAUGAAGCUACUUACCCUCAAAUCCCAGCGGAGGAGAAUCCUGAAAUGCCAGCGGAGGAGAAUGGUCUGCUGGAAAACUUGACCCUGCCAGAGCCUGACCUCCUGGACAUGGAGAUAGAUGACUUCUUCAGCUUCCUGCUGAGCUCUUGUGAAGGUGAACUAGACAUGUUGCAGGAUUAUUUGCCUGCUGACAGUGACAACAGUGUUUCUGAGGAUCAGCAUCUGUUCCGUAGCCCUGGAAAUGGCUUUGCCACCAGGCCUUCAAGCUCAGACGUUAUAAAGGAUGAACACAGCUAUUCCCUCCAUGGGAAUUGGCCUGUGCUGGAAAGCAUGAGAUCUGAAACGUCAGAACAAGAUGUUUCCAAUGACCUUGGAGCAUGGAUGGGUUUGGAAGGCACAAGCAAGGCACUGGAACAGAGCUCCAGUCUCCCCGUUGCUGUUGAUGCCAGACCCCAACUUGUGCCUGGAUCCGUCACGCAGUCCAACUUCCAAGAGCUGAUCCUGAAAGAGAAGGAGAGGCAGGUCCCGGAGAAAACAGGUUGUUCGUUACCAUCGCGUCUGCAGCAGACCAAAACUGAAGACCAUCUUCUGAAGAAGGUGCGUCGAAACAUCAAGACCAAGCGGUCAGCCCAGCGUAGUCGCGGCAGGAAGAGGAUGUACAGGAAGGACCUGAAAAAAUGGGUAACACUCUGCACAGCUCAGUACCACAGGCUGGAGAGGAAGGUCCAGCGGCUGCAGAAGCAGAACAUGUCAGUGCUCAAGCAGUUGCGGAAACUGUGGGCCUUGGUGAGACGAUCCACCGCUGAAGCUGCUGCAGCAAAAGCCUACACCAUGGUCAUGGUUCUGUCCUUGUACCUCAUCGUCUUCCCCAACAGCUGCUCACUUGAGAACGGAGAGACACAGCUGGAGCUUGGAGAGCUGUUACAGCAGAUCCACGAGUUCGUAAACCAGGUAGCACCUGAUGUGCAGGAGUACACUAUCCUGGAGGGUUUCAGCCUGGAGCCUGAGGACGCCUCUCUGUUGGGUAGCCUCAAUCUAUCACAGGAAGAGGGGCAGAGUCCACCCAACCCCAAUCCUAGAUCUUUCAACAGCAACUUGUCCUCCAGCACUCUGGUGGCAGUGAUCUCCGAGCCGGGCCCUCCCCAGCCUCAGGAGCAGCACUCCCAGAGUGACCCUCUGCUGGCAGCGGUGCUGGCGAUGUGGGAGGCCAGGAGGCAGGAGUGGGUGCAGGGUGCUGCUGAAGUUGUCAUCCAGCAGCAGCAUGCUGAUGGGUUGUAA